CUUGUAAGAAAUGUCCAUGUAUCAUAAUAAAUACAAGUGUAUCGAGUUUUUGUAUAUAUAGAGGUCUAUGACUUGGGAAGAAGAACACAACACAACUCACCACAAACACAAUCUAAUCCAAAAAAUCAAAAGAUGAAUGCCACAAAGUUUGUUGUGCUUCUCGUGAUUGGCAUUUUGUGUGCCAUUGUCACCGCAAGGCAGGUCAAAGAUUUGUCCACGGAGACCAAAUUAGGGGCCUCUCUUCCAAAAACUACUACCAAAGGCAUUGGAGCUCAGCUUUCUGCAACUGGCACAACUUACAGCACCAGCAGUGUCGUUAGCUAUGCUAAUGGUUUUAACAAUCCCAAAGGUCCAGGGGCCAAUUCAUUCGAAAGUGCCAACACAUUUACCAGCGGACAAGUCACUGCCAAGGGUCGCAAGGCAAGAGUUUCUUCUACAAGUGCUUCUGCCGCUGAAGGCGAUGCUGCAGCUGCAGUGACUCGCAAAGCUGCUGCUGCACGUGCAAACGGUAAGGUAGCUUCCGCAUCAAGGGUGAAGGGUUCCUCUGAGAAGAAGAAGGGCAAAGGAAAAAAGGAUUGAGCGUGAGGUGCUCUCAUAUUCUCAUGCAUGCGUAUUCCUCAAACCUAUAUAUUAAUAAUAUCCUAAAAACUACAAACUCACAAUCUCUAUCUUGUUCAUAAAUAAAACCAGAGAUUGUCACCUCUAUAUAUUAUUAUGAAAUGCUACUCUUUCUCAUGUAAUGGCUUUUUUAAAAAUAAAAUAAAUGCAAUAAAUCUUAUACUAAUCUU
This is a messenger RNA of Arabidopsis thaliana (thale cress), 788 nucleotides long. RefSeq lists its product as uncharacterized. Lineage: Eukaryota; Viridiplantae; Streptophyta; Magnoliopsida; Brassicales; Brassicaceae. The record is from RefSeq and is marked reviewed. The transcript has a single exon. The coding region runs from base 133 to 579 and encodes 148 amino acids.